Molecule: messenger RNA, 4234 nt
Organism: Sphaeramia orbicularis (orbiculate cardinalfish)
Lineage: Eukaryota; Metazoa; Chordata; Actinopteri; Kurtiformes; Apogonidae
Gene: cacnb3b
Product: calcium channel, voltage-dependent, beta 3b
Exons: 14
Coding region: 140-1270 (376 amino acids)
Biological process (GO): calcium ion transmembrane transport
Cellular component (GO): voltage-gated calcium channel complex
Molecular function (GO): protein binding; voltage-gated calcium channel activity
Source: RefSeq, a predicted model, not a curated record
AGCAGCCGAGCCGUCUGGGUUCUGCUGUUGUGAAAAUGUUUGGACGAGGCGCGGUGCUCUGCCUUUAGUUGAUGCCUCUGUGAAAUUGUCUCCUUUUCAUCCAAGUUUGGCUGAGGACCGUGAUCUCCGUCAGCUGCGGAUGUCCCUGACCAAUUCAAGCGUCUUUUUGCUCAACGAGGGUUCAGCCGAUUCCUACACUAGUCGACCCUCGGAUUCCGACCUGUCCCUGGAGGAGGACCGGGAGGCGUCUCGGCGUGAAGCCGAGCGCCAGGCUCAGCUACAACUAGAAAGAGCCAAGUCAAAACCAGUAGCAUUUGCAGUAAAAACGAAUGUGAGUUACUGUGGGGCCCUCGAUGAAGAUUGUCCAGUCCAAGGUGCCGCUAUUAACUUUGAAACCAAAGACUUUCUGCACAUAAAAGAGAAAUACAACAAUGACUGGUGGAUCGGGAGGCUGGUGAAGGAAGGGGCAGACAUCACGUUCAUCCCCAGCCCAGUCAAACUGGAAAACAUGAAGAAAGCAGGGAACUCUGGAGGCUGGAGGUCCACCCCACCAUCUGCAGCCAAACAGAAGCAGAAACAGACUGAACAUGUCCCUCCGUAUGAUGUGGUGCCGUCUAUGAGGCCAGUCGUGUUGGUGGGUCCUUCGCUAAAAGGUUAUGAGGUAACAGACAUGAUGCAGAAAGCCUUGUUUGACUUCCUUAAGCACAGAUUUGACGGCAGGAUCUCUAUUACACGGGUGACUGCUGAUCUGUCGCUGGCGAAGCGUUCAGUGCUGAACAAGAAGGCCAUAAUGGAGAGAUCCAACACACGCUCCAGUCUGGCUGAGGUCCAGAGUGAGAUAGAGCGGAUCUUCGAGCUGGCCAAGUCUCUUCAGCUGGUCGUCCUGGACGCAGAUACCAUCAACCACCCAGCGCAACUCCUCAAAACCUCCCUGGCUCCCAUCAUCGUCUAUGUCAAAGUCUCCUCACCUAAAGUUCUUCAGAGGCUGAUAAAAUCUCGAGGGAAGUCGCAGAGCAAACACCUAAACGUGCAGAUGAUGGCAGGAGACAAGCUGGCUCAGUGUCCACCUGAGAUGUUUGAUGUUAUCUUGGAUGAGAACCAGCUGGAGGAUGCAUGUGAACACCUUGCAGAGUAUUUGGACAUUUACUGGCGCGCUACGCACCUCCCCUCUGCAGCCCCUGUCAACCCCUUACUGGACCAAAGCGUGAUCACCCCUCCCUCAGCUAACUCUAGCCAACAGUUCUCUGAGACUCAAGAGUUGAUAGAAUGAUCGUCACCACAGACAGAGGAGCAGCCAGUGCUGUCGGCUGGGGUCAGACAAAGAGGUCAUAGAGCACAGGGACCAGGGCGCCACCAGGGGGCAGCAGCGGCCCUCAUCUCUCCACAGCCAGCCACCAUCUUCUCUGGCCACACCUGGGGUGAAGACGAGAACAAGACAGUCCCCAAGAGAGGAAGAGCAGGAUGAUAGUGUGCAGGAGGAUAAACACAAACAGGGACAGGAGGUGGAGGAGGAUGAUUUGAGGAGCCUCCACCUCACUGCUGCCCCCUCGGCAAGAGCUCCCUGCUCCCAAAGGCACGCGACAACUCAGGGCCACUUUCUACAGCUGCACGCCUUCUGGCAGCAAAACCAGUACGGCAAUGCAGUCACUGACUAGCACGCCACCGUCCCCUGUCCUAACCUGGUUCCCUAUUCCUUGCUUUCACACUGGAAAUCACUUCCCUCCCACCUGGUAAUGCUGAGCCAGCCCAUGUGUGUUCAGACACACUGUGGUGGCUGUCACAGACACAAAUAGGCUGAUCCAGAUUACACACAUGUGAAAUCAGUCUUUGUGGGCAUACAGUACUGUAGCAUAGAAAGGCUAUCAGUGUGACACUAAAACAAAUAUGAGUUGAUUCCCUUCAUAGGAUUCCCAGGGUCAUUUUCUCUGCCCCUCUUUGAUAAACCUGCUGGCCAAAGAGUGCAGAGAGCGACAGAAAACUAUUUCUGUAUGUCUUCCAUGUCUGCAGUUCUCUGUGAGCUGUCAUCCAAGUUUAACCAAAUGUUUUCUGAAAGGCACAAAUGUAUCUAACAGAGUCCACCUGUGUUGGGAUGCCUUUUUUUUUUUUAAAUCACUGGUUUUCUUAAUCAGUUUAUCCAGUAGCCUUUAUUAUGAUUUUCAUCUUAUCUAUUUAUUUUUUUAACAUAAAUAUGUAUCGGCAACUACUACAUCUAAGUAUAAUUUAUAUCCUGGUUGUCACUAUAGCUGAUCACAUAUCUGUACGCAACAGUAAUGCAAAACCCAUGCAUGACAAGCACACAGACUUGCACAUCAGUCUUUAUGCAUCUUUGUCACAGCUGUGAAUGUAUUUAUGCUGGUCCGUCUAUCUGAGGCUGCUGAAGGAUUAUUUACAGCAAGUGUGGUUUCGUUCCAGGUUUUGGGGGCAAAUCUUUUUACCUAAAUGAAUAUGCAAAUCGCUAUUAAGAGAGAAAAAAAAAUAAUUUAAGAGACAAAAUGCAAGAGAGAAAUCAAUUUAUUUUUUUUACUUUAUAAAGGUAAAUUUACAGUCAGGACAUGAUGAUUUGGAUUGCUUGUAAAACAUCAAAUCACCUUAAAGAACAGAUUUGCUGUAAUUUCAAACAUUUAAAACUAAUGAUGUAAUACAAUAGUUAAUAAUUAACACAUCUGAUAUAUCAUAUGAUCACAAACCAAACAGACGAGAUCAUAGUAUUUAUAGUAAGUCCUGUCAUUUACAUUUCACACAUUCUUUUUACUCAGUUCUAUUAUGUAUUUAUUCCAGAGGUUCUCUUGCUGGUUCAGCUACAUAGAAGUGGCUCAGUUACAAUAAUUCUUUCUAUCACCUAAAAGCAAAUUUAAGAGUCAAAUAAAUGAGUGUUCCUAAUAAGCCUAGCAGAAGGAAAUGAUUCCAUUAUACACAUGAAAAGCCUGUUUACUGAGGGGAUGGACUGUCAGUGCACAGACAGUGACCUCUAGUGGUAUAUUUAGGCUACUACAGGUCUUAAUAUUUACAGCUUAUUCUGUUGCAAAUUGCAAACACAUACAAAAAUAUGCAUACGUUUAGAAAAUGCACAAAUUAUAAUUUAAAUAUCCUGCAGACACCUUGAACUCUAAUAUGUGUAGCCGCUAACUGUCUUACUUAUGUUUAUUAAAUCAUCACUUUUGUGUCAUGCAUUCAAAUAUUCACCAAAAUUACUGCGUCGUAGUGAGAAAUUCAGCCAUUAAUGCAGCUGCUUUUACCAUGAUAAACUAUACAACUCAGCUAACAUACCACGUGUAUAUAAUCUAAUGUAUGUGCAUGACAUAUGUAUUCCUGUUUCAUCAGAAGGGCUUUUAGGACCAUCCUCACGUGAGCCAUUCACUCUUCAAAGUUAAUCAACAUGACCUACAUUAUAACCAGUCACAUGUACUUUACAUGUAUUAUCAAGGCUUAGCUGUAUAUACUGUAUAUGCAGAUUAUUAUUAUUAUUAUUAUUAUUAUUAUUAUUAUUAUUAUUAUUAUUAUUGCACAGAAGCAACAAAUGCUGGCUGGAAGUAGAAGGGUUUAGUCACUGCACACAGUUCUAUCUUCAACGCCUCAGAAAGCAUGUGUUUAUAUGUAUUUUCCUCUCUUUUUUAAACAAUGCACUGCAGUUAUUUAGGACCACCAUAAAAAUCGCUUCAACUGACACCCACAUCCAUUUCUGAAGGACCAGGUCUGAGAACGACAUACUUGAUGAAACACAGAGAGCACAGUACCUUCUUUGGAUAUAAAGUUCAGCUCCCCCUAUUUCCUUAAUUUUUAUUGCAAUUUAUACAAAAAGGGUAAAUUAUUCUUUGGACAUCUGAAGCACAAUUUUUUACGUUAUUGUUUCCUAUUGCGUUUCACUUGCCUAAAUUCUGUAUGCAAUACAAAGUCUAGCAUUAACAGACACUAGCUGAGACUAUCAAGAUAUCUCCUCAGUUAUGAUGGGGUAUAAUUGCACUACUAUCAUUUAUAUGUCUGCUUUACAAUGCAAUAAAUGCACAAAAUUUUAUGCUGUACCCACCUCCAAUACUGAGCAAGCUGUCUGGUCUAAUGAUGAUGUCAACAUUUCCUGUGGUUUCUGAAAAGUCAACAAGUGAAAUGAUGUCCAACAGUGUCUGAUGAUGACGAUGAUGAUGAUGAUGAUGAUGAUGAUGAUGAAGAUGUGUACAGGGUGCAUCUGUUGUCAAUUCCACAUUUGAAAAAAGGGGGUGAAUAUAAACAUUUAAAUAAA